Cylindrotheca closterium is the source of this 1782-nucleotide messenger RNA. The record is from the annotation of a GenBank genome assembly. Lineage: Eukaryota; Bacillariophyta; Bacillariophyceae; Bacillariales; Bacillariaceae.
AUGGUAGGCCGGAGGUCAUGGCGAACAAGGAAAAACAUAUUUCUCUACAAAGCAGAUCAGACUGAAGAUGAGAUACCCAGGAAUCUUACUCAUAUUGACGUGCACGAGUCGGUCCAAGAAAUCCCUGAAGGUGUCUUUGUUGAAUACGCUUCCCUGGUUGACAUCCGACUGCCACAAGGUUUGCGUGUAAUUGGUCCGUAUUCUUUCACGGAAUGCGCAUCAUUGGAACAUAUUUCCGUCCCAUCAACAGUAGAAAUAAUUGGUGAAGGCGCGUUUCUCGGUUGUACUGGAUUGAGAGAAGUCGAGCUAUUUGAAGGGCUGAAGACUAUCAGCAAGCAGAGUUUCUUUUGUUGUGAAGAGCUGCAGUCGAUAUCAGUUCCGUCGAGCGUUAAUAUUAUUGACUGGGGUGCUUUUGAAAGAUGUACUUCCUUGACUGAUGUUAAGCUACGCAUCGGACUUGAAAGAAUUGGGGGCGAAGCUUUCCUGGACUGUGGCUCAUUGAAAGAGAUGACAGUGCCAUCAACUGUUGUCAACCUUGGGGAAAACGCUUUCACUAAUUGUGCCCUUCUGCAAGAACUUAAUCUGACAUGUAGGCUUUUGGAUACUGGUCUGGGUAUGGCUUCUGAAUGCAAGGCUCUUUCCCAAGUGAAAUUUCCAUCCACAUUGAGAAUCAUCAAUAGUGAAGCUUUCGAGCAUUGUACCGAUCUCUGCAACAUCAUUCUUCCACAAGGUCUCCAGGUCAUUGGAAACGAAGCUUUCUUGUGCUGCUGUUUGAAGGAGAUCGCCCUCCCUUACACUGUGAAAUCUAUUGGGGUGCAGGCAUUUGCAAAUUGCUCAUCCUUGAGAGAAGUCCACUUUGGGGAGGGCCUGGAAACGAUUGCAGACGAGGCCUUUCAUGGCUGUUCCGACUUGACUGGACUUUCUCUUCCAUCUUCUAUUCAAAUCAUUGGAACAUGCGCAUUUGCUGGUUGUUGGAAUUUGAUGGGUGUCGAAUUCCAAGAUGACGCAACCACCUAUCUCGAACCAAGGGUUUUCAGUGGUUGCAGGGCUUUGGUAACUGUUUCCAUUCCAUCUUCGAUGAAAGUAUAUCCCGAAGAACUUUUCGUUGGAUGCGACUCGCUCUUAGGAAGCGAAGAGGGUACGAUACUGCAACGACUGACGGAUCGUUUUGAGAGUCAUCCAAUCCACGCCGCCUGCUACCAUUCAUCUAUGUCUGAACUAUCAACUCUCCUUAUACGGAAGUCUGAUUACGAGUUGGUGGAUUGCUAUGGCAUGACUCCCUUGCACAUUGCAGUGACCACUGCAAAAUUGGAGAAGGACAUCUUGUGCUGUCUCCUUGAUUCGUUCGUUUAUGAGGACGUGUGUCGAAGGGAUGACAAUGGAAGAACCAUGAUGGAUUACCUGCUCACAAACUCUUCCGAGGGAGCCACAGCUUCGAUUGAAAUGGUAUUGGACACAUUUAUCCUUUGUCCAUCGUCUGGGUGGGGUCUGACCAAAUGGAGGACUGCCAUUCAUACCGCUGUGGAUCAGUACUUUUCGGCUGAAGACGGGCAUCAGAUAGCAGCACUAAUAGGCUUGGAGGCGACCUUUGCACGAAAUCUCAAGAUGGAGAUCAGCUCACUGCUAGAACUAGCCCUGUGGAGCAAGAGGAUCCAAUCUUUUGAUCGAGGCGACAAGCGGCAGAAAGUCGAUAGCCGUUUGAUGUGUGGUGCCGAUAUUGUCAUUCCAAACGUGUUGGAGUUCUUUGGAGACAUCCCAGCACUGACAAGUCACACUCCAUGA